Phasianus colchicus (ring-necked pheasant) is the source of this 2115-nucleotide messenger RNA. RefSeq names its product spermatogenesis associated 6 (gene SPATA6). Gene Ontology annotation, biological process: spermatogenesis; motile cilium assembly. Gene Ontology annotation, cellular component: sperm head-tail coupling apparatus. The record is from RefSeq and is a predicted model, not a curated record. Gene Ontology annotation, molecular function: myosin light chain binding. Lineage: Eukaryota; Metazoa; Chordata; Aves; Galliformes; Phasianidae.
CCCCGAGGGCGCCUCCCUCAGCGCCCGGACGCCGUCCGCAGGCGUUGUGCGCAUGCGCAGAGGGAGGCGGAAGCGUGGCGGUUGCCGUGACAACGGCGUCCGGCCCGCGGCUCGGGAUCGGGUCGGGAGCCUUCACCUCCGGCCCGGCCGCUCCAUGCCGCGGAAGGUGCUGCGCUGCGUCCUGCAGCUGGAGAUCCGCUCGAUAACUUGCCCUGGAGUGCUGUUGAAAGACAAAGAGGAGCUCUAUCUCAGUGUCUCUAUACUUGGGCAAUACAAAAAAACUCGGUGCGUCCCUGCAGCAUUUCCACUUUUCUUUCAAGAAAAACUAGUAUUUGAAAAGACAUUUGCUAAUAUAGUUGAUCCUGGAGACCUUGUGGAGUUGCUAGAAGUUGACACAGCAGUACUUGAACUAAUACAGCUCGUUCCUCCAGUUGGAGAAAUUCUUGCUACUUAUGAAGAGAAUACGAGAGAUUUCCUGUUCCCUAACCCUAAGCUUACCUAUCAGCACCACGGUAUAGAUCGUGAGAUUUUAAUGAAGAGGUCGUCUUAUUUUACUGGAAUUGCACCAAAAUUGAGGUUUUCUACGAGCUCCCUUAUUACUGAAAGUCUGUUGAGCUCAGGAAGGAGUCACAUACAGGAUGAUUUGAAUUGGGUGCAUCACUCAACUCCAAAUGGAAAACUGCAAACAAAGUUACCAAAGAAAAACAUGCUUUCACCUGAGAAAAACAGUCACAGUGUAGCAAGAAAGAGCUAUGAGCAGCCUACCAUAGCUUCCAAGUCACGUUCUCCAUCUCCAUACACAAAAAGACGGAUGUGUGAGCUGUCAGAAGAAGCCAGGCAACGACUGGCCCACUUAAACCUGGGUCCUUACGAAUUCAGAAGAGAAACUGAUAAACCUCCAUUUGUAGUUAGACGGGUAGAACAACCAAGUCCUGGAACUGAGCUUUAUGCCUGCUGUACCCUGCGAGAAGGCUCAAUGGAAGCUUGGUCCAAGGUAACCCCUGAUCUUUCUCUUCUUGGCAGCUACAGACCCAAGAAAACCAAAGCAAGAUCUACUCAUGGGAAAGGCCGUGACAGUUCUUCUUAUGUUUGUAGUGAGGAUGUGAUCUCCAGUUCACCCAACAGGCUGGUCCAUUCUGGUGGUUCAUUAGUGCAUUCAGCACCUUCAGCAUUUCAGAAGCAUUCUCUGAGUUCUGUACUAAAUCGAUCUUCUCUAAGGGAAAGAUUUAACUCUGGUUGGCCUCCACCAGCAAAUGGAGAUGAAAUCCAUAAAAGAGUGAAAAAUAUUUUAAGGACACACAGUGCUAGACAGCGCCUGGUGUUUGAUGAAAGUAACUCAUCAAAUGGAAACUUGACUAAGACGAGACAAUCUUCACAUAAAGCACACUUAUCCUUAAGUGAUCUGCAGAGCAGGAAAAUAGCUUACUUCAUUAUAUACCAUGAUCCUUUGUUCUGAGAGUCUCAAGAGAAGGUACACAGUCAUGAAGUUUAGAUAUACAUGCUUUGGAUCUGUCAAUGUUUUGUAAUGAUUUUCAGAGAAUAAAUUUUAUUUUGUAGAUAAGGGAAAUAAUUUCUCAAAGUAAACGGACUGCAUUUGGUAUUGAAAUGGUGACAAAUAAGAUGGGGUGGGAAAGGGAGCGCUUGAUUGCCAUUAUGUCAUAAUGUGUUUGGUAGAAUACUUAAUCCAAGAUGCUUCCGAUAGAGCACUUUACUGCUGCAGCCACAGUAAUUUAAUAUACCCCUGAUAGAUUGUCUUCAUAUUGAAAUAGCUGCUUGUAGUUACAUUUUGACCUUCAAAGGACCCAGACAUCCAACUGUGUUGCUCUUGCAUGGGCUCAGUGCCUAGUCACACUGCCUAUCAAAAUACAGCAUAAUGACUGCAUGCUCUUUGAGAAUUAAUUCCUUCUUUUUGGAAAGGAUUAUCAAAUGCACAUGGUCAGGUAAGGGAGAUUUUGUGUGAAUGAAUAAUGUGGGGUGGGCUCCCAUUUCUGAUGAGUAGCUGCAGUGCAGAUUUUGUUUCUAGUUGUGAAAGGUAAUCUGUGGUUAGCAGCUUCGCACUUGGAUUUCUGUUGGUUUAUACUUCUGAUUCCUUUCAUUUAUCUCAUUUGAUCAUUA